AGAGGGAAGAGUGACAUGGACGCUCAGAGAGAAGCAGAGAGGAGAAGUGAAGAGAGUGAAGCAGUCAAAGAUUGCUUCCAGCAGCCCCCAAUUUCAACAUUACAGCUUCAUCCUCAGAGGGCUUGCAAACUAAAAGGAGGCCAUACGCCCAGGCGGAACGAUACGGCAGCGCCGCGGUGCCUCGGUUGGCCUCGGAUGGCCUCGGAUAGCCGGUCCCCCGCCGUGCGUCGGGACCGGGGUCCGGUGCGGAGAGCCCCUCGUCCCGGGAAACGGGGCGCGGCCGGAAAGGGGGCCGCCCCCUCGCCCGUCACGCAACGCACGUUCGUGGGGAACCUGGUGCUAAACCAUUCGUAGACCACCUGCUUCUGGGUCGGGGUUUCGCACGUAGCAGAGCAGCUCCCUCGCUGCGAUCUAUUGAAAGUCAGCCCUCGACACAAGGGUUUGUAAAAAUAAUAA
Zalophus californianus (California sea lion) is the source of this 456-nucleotide messenger RNA. RefSeq lists its product as uncharacterized. The coding region runs from base 16 to 354 and encodes 112 amino acids. The transcript is spliced from 3 exons. NCBI's taxonomy places the organism in Eukaryota, Metazoa, Chordata, Mammalia, Carnivora, Otariidae. The record is from RefSeq and is a predicted model, not a curated record.